CCGUUUGUUCUGCUCUUCUUCUUGUCUUCCCGCUGCAGCCACCCGAAGAGAAAAAAAAGGGGAACCCGACAGCCAUGCUUGAGGAAACCGGUAGAGAGCUUGAUUUUUCCCUUCUUUUCUUGUCCAAGAACCUGAUUUGGAACCCAGAAAUUCUCCCCCCUGCUGGAAAAUCCCGGAUCUGCUCUGUCUUUCCUCCCCUGUCCGCCGGCUGCUCUUGCUUGUGGGUGUGAUUUUCGGUCUUUCUUGGUGAGAAGCAGCCAUGAAUUCAUCUCUUUAGCUUUGAAUUACCUUGGGUUUACCUUAAUUGCUCUUGAUUUCUCCAACUUUUGAGGUAGGCCGUGAGCUUCUUCUCCAAAUUGCCGCCGGCCUCUUCUCCCCUUGCAGCUCCGGUUUCUACAGCUGGAGAAUUAUGGUAUGUGACAGCCUUUUAAGGCUUAAAUUAUCCAUUCAAAGUUGCUGCUUGUGAUGUCCGAAUUUGGCUAGGAAAUGGGGAAAUUCCGGUAGCAAUUAAGUGAGAUUUAUGUGAUUGAGUGUUAGUUGGUUGUUGUGAUUUUUGGACAAAAUCCCGUGAGAUUAGCUAGUGUUUUGGCCAAUGUGUGGAAGUGGAGUUACUGUUCACGUCGGGGUCACUGUUCAGCGGUUACUGUUCACACCCCGAGGGCCAACAAUUAACGGGGAUUUAAGUGAUUAGUUUGUGAUAUAAGAACGAAUUUGGAGAUAUUUGAUCAUGUGGAGAUUUAUGGAAAUAGCAUUGUGAUUAGAAAUGAUCCUAAUGAAGUAUUCAGUGUGAA
This is a messenger RNA of Rubroshorea leprosula, 791 nucleotides long. The record is from the annotation of a GenBank genome assembly. Lineage: Eukaryota; Viridiplantae; Streptophyta; Magnoliopsida; Malvales; Dipterocarpaceae.